Molecule: messenger RNA, 3078 nt
Organism: Toxorhynchites rutilus septentrionalis
Lineage: Eukaryota; Metazoa; Arthropoda; Insecta; Diptera; Culicidae
Gene: IKKbeta
Product: inhibitor of nuclear factor kappa-B kinase subunit beta
Exons: 5
Coding region: 564-2927 (787 amino acids)
Biological process (GO): positive regulation of transcription by RNA polymerase II; peptidyl-serine phosphorylation; tumor necrosis factor-mediated signaling pathway
Cellular component (GO): IkappaB kinase complex; cytoplasm
Molecular function (GO): IkappaB kinase activity; ATP binding
Source: RefSeq, a predicted model, not a curated record
UUUAAUGUUUGUAAGGAUUAUAAGUGUUGUGUCCUAGUUCCGUGUCGCGUCUCGCGAGUGAAUAGUGAACAUUUUAAAGUCAAGAAAUUUAACGAAAUUGAGAGUAAAACUUUAAAAGAUUUGCUUCAAUCACUAUUUGAGCGAACUCGAGCAAUUUGAUUUCACCGUGCAUAAUCUCCAAUGUUUUGAUAUCUGGUGUUUUGUUUUGCUCGCGAUCUUCUUACCGCAUCCCGUGAUGUAAUUGUUCACUGGGGGAAAAGGAAAACGAAAUGCAACGCGAUAUAAACAGUGGUGACAUAAAAUUAGAACGUAAUACAUAUACACGCACGCACCGAAGACUGUGUGUUUUAGCUGCCGGAAUCAUUAGUGCCCGUUUUGCGACUAUAAAUAGCUUGGCUACGCAAGGCUGAUCAAAAAUUGCUCUUUCGUCAUAAACAGAUUUUAUUUCGCUUCUACUUUCACCUAUUUCCGGCAGUCUUAGUCAGCGACUAGUCUGAUGCGAUCUGCUGAGCGGCGUUGUGGUUUUAUCUGAGUUGGAAGUAUUAUUGAAGAACCGCUGAAAAAUGUUGCCACCAGAGGAAGAUCCGCCAAUUAUUGGGGAUUGGCACCGUGAGAAGCGUUUGGGAAGCGGUGGUUUUGGAGUGGUUACGUUAUGGAAAAACCAAAAAACCAAAGAGGUGGUCGCCAUAAAGAAAUUUCACAUUCUUCAAGACAGAAGCGAGAUGACCGACAAAUACUGCGAGAGGUGGCGCAACGAAGUGAACCUGAUGACGAAUACGGCCCAUAAUAAGAAUAUCGUUCGAACGGUGCAGAUUAAACCGGAAGGAUUCUUGAGUGAACUGAUGAAAAAUUCCGCAUCUAAAUUGCCCAUCCUUUGCAUGGAGUAUUGUGAGGGCGGCGAUUUGAGGCGAGUACUGAAUCGCGCUUCCAAUUGCAGCGGGUUGCGCGAGCCAGAGAUAAGAGAAAUUCUACGCUCACUCAGAAAUGCAAUUUCAUAUUUGCAUAGCUUGAAAAUAACCCAUCGGGACGUAAAACCAGAGAACAUUGUGUUGAAAGUCGAAGAAGGAAAGGAAGUGUACAAGCUAACGGAUUUGGGAUACGCCAAAGCUCUGGACAAGCAGAGUUUGAAUGCCAGUCUCGUUGGAACUGUGGAGUAUAUUGCCCCCGAUUUGAUUUGUUGUGAUCGGUACAGCUGUUCCGUGGAUUAUUGGUCGAUGGGCAUAAUUGGGUUCGAAAUUAUAUGCGGCGUGCGUCCAUUUAUUCCCCAUGCCCAGCUGGCGAAAUGGAUGACGUAUGUUCAGCAGAAGAAGUCAACACACAUCGCUAUCACGGAAGACAAUCGGGAUAACUACACUUAUCAUAAUGAGCUCUUUCCGGAGAACUAUAUUUCCAGUUGCUUGAAAAAGUAUUUGGAAAGCUGGCUUAUGCUUGCGUUGGAAUGGAAUCCCAAACAGCGAGGCUAUGCAUCUCAGAUUGGCACAAAUGAGGUUACCGAGCAACAGUUGAAAUCUGUUAAAUUUGCUGACGCAUCGGGCCAACCGGUUCAGGUACUAAAGGUUUUCUCCAUGCUAGAUGCCAUCCUGGACAGAAAGAUUCUGACGAUCUUCUGUCUAUACACAUGUCGUUUCAUCAGCGUUGCAAUUGAUGAUUCGAGCGAUUUUGAAAUAGUGCGAAGUGCCAUCCAAACCAACACCGGAAUUGUGCCGGAUGAAAUGCAGUACAUUCUACCGAUUGAGCAAAAGCUCGACGGCAUAACCGACAGCACAAAGCCAAUCGACCUGUUCAUAACUGAUUUCUACGAGAAACCAAUGCUCUUUGUGGCCAGAAAGGGUUUCAUUAUUCGGUCCGAUCUAAAACCGGAAAUACCGAAAAGUGUGUCGGAUAUCUUUCAGAAUAUUAAGGUGAAAUUAAAGCCGCAUGCUUUGAGGCAAUUCGCCGGUAAUGCGUACCACUUCAUAACGAACGAGCAACGAUUAUACGUGACCGCUUUGGAUGGGAUUAAGAACUAUGGCUUGGUGCUGAAUGAAGAGAUAGUCAAAUACAAGGACGAGGUGGGACGCAUGAAUAAGAUUACUUAUGGCGUCAUGGGAGGUUUGGAGUAUCACAAGUUGACUCUAACGUAUACAAAGGAAAAGAUGCGCGGAAAACAGAUCCCAGUAAACAUUAUAGACCAAUCAUUCACCCUGUGGGAAGAGCGGUGCGGCCGUAUGGAGUCCAAUGUUCUGAAGCUUCUGGAGGUGGCCGACAAAAUCACCCGGCGGUACGAAUCGGUGCUGAAGAGAAGCCGCGACGCGGUUUACCACCAGCUGCUCAAGGAUUACGACCAACAGGAUUAUUUCAAUCUGAAGGCGCUGGCCAGUCGGUUUGAAAUUGUUCGGGUACAAAUACUGGAGAAAAGUACACACGAAAAAUCGCAUAUCGAUCUGCUGCAGGCAGUUUACGAAUGUCUCAAGAAGCGGGACGUUUUGCUGCGUGAUUAUUCGUUCAAGGAGUUGCAACAGCAGCUGGUUGACAUACGUAGCGAGAUGCAGGAGAUACGAAAAACAAUGGGAAUGGCUUUGGAACAUGGAGAAAAGUUCAAGAAGGAGCUCGCCAAAAUGACGCUCGAACAUAACGACAAUAUCUGGAAUCUAAUGCAAAACUUAGUCAAGAGCAAUCAACCAGUUAUUCCCGACAUAGAGCGAAUAAUGGAUGUCAUGAGUUUGGGAUCCCCUAUUCUGAACGAUGGCGAGUUGCCGAAUUGUCCAAAAUUUCACGUCGGGGGAAGCGUGACCACUCUACAAGAUUCUCUAGGCGAGAAAUCGAUUAGCAAAAGUUUACUCUGUUUCGGAGAGGGACCCGAUGUGGAUUCUUUGAUAACAGCUAACGAUUCGCUUAUAAUGACGACGGAGGACUUAAUCCACGAUGGAUUCGAUUUAACGAAAUGAAUGGAUAGUAUUUGUUCUCUGAAACACCCAAUCCCCGAAUGUGAUACGUCAUUGGUCUUCUAGAAAAGUGCAUUUCAAAAGUUUUGUUGUAUUUUCUUAUUAUAUUUACAAGAUACAGUUUAAUAAAUAUGAAUCUAACUUACACACAAAA